CGAGCGAGCGAGACGGCGAGCGGGCGGGUGCGGGCCGCCAUGGACCACAAGCCCCUGCUGCAGGAGCGGCCGCCCACCUACGCCCUGGAGGCCGGCCAGGGGGACUACGCGUGCGGGCCGCCGGGCUACGGCGCCAUCCCCUCCGCGCCCCCGCCGCCGCCGCCGCCGCCCUACCCCUACCUCGUCGCAGGGAUCCCCACCACCCACCCCAGGGUCUACAACAUCCACAGUCGAGGGGUCACCCGCUAUCCCGCCAACUCCAUCGUGGUGGUCGGAGGCUGCCCGGUGUGCAGGGUUGGGGUCCUGGAGUACUGCUUCACCUUCCUGGGCAUCUUCUUGGCCAUCGUCCUGUUUCCCUUUGGGUUCAUCUGCUGCUUUGCCUUGAGGAAGCGAAGAUGCCCCAACUGCGGAGCCACCUUUACUUAAAGGGAAAAGCACAGCGGCUGGCUUUCCCACAUCAGCUCUUUUCUAUGUAAAUGUUGUGUACAAUAGUUUUGAUUAAGCUUCAGGACUGUUUUGUAAAGCGAGGCGGAACAGACUUGGCAUGUGCGAGCUGACAGCCGAGAUGGGGGGCAGAGAUUCUGCUCCCGAGGUUCAUGACAACUCAAAGCACUGCUUCUAUUUUUUGCAGUCUUCGAUUUGAGCACAGUGAGAUAUACUGUUUUAAAUAAAUAAGAUUCAUACCAUUGUUUA
Messenger RNA from Jaculus jaculus (lesser Egyptian jerboa), 693 nucleotides. RefSeq names its product brain protein I3 (gene Bri3). Bases 40 to 426 code for a protein of 128 amino acids. The record is from RefSeq and is a predicted model, not a curated record. NCBI's taxonomy places the organism in Eukaryota, Metazoa, Chordata, Mammalia, Rodentia, Dipodidae. The transcript has 3 exons.